This is a messenger RNA of Ruditapes philippinarum (Manila clam), 3922 nucleotides long. Its product is annotated as transient receptor potential cation channel subfamily A member 1-like. The transcript is spliced from 30 exons. Gene Ontology annotation, molecular function: protein binding; monoatomic ion channel activity. The record is from RefSeq and is a predicted model, not a curated record. Bases 39 to 3695 code for a protein of 1218 amino acids. Gene Ontology annotation, cellular component: membrane. Gene Ontology annotation, biological process: monoatomic ion transport; transmembrane transport. Lineage: Eukaryota; Metazoa; Mollusca; Bivalvia; Venerida; Veneridae.
UGUAUUUUUUUUCUAUUUACAGAUUGUAGUCGUAUGGGAUGUCCUUUUAUAACAAAGUUUCACCAGUCAAUGAACACAGUAUCAUGGACGAUAAUGAACAUUAUGUGACACAGUCAACAUCAAACCAAAGUGUUGUACAUGAUUCUUUAAGAACACAGUCUGUUCCAAGCAAUGAUAGUGUUGAAUUGUUAGAUACACAAUAUGUAAAGAUUGCAGAUACUACUGGCAGAGAACAAAGUGGUAAAGACAAUUUUGAUUAUGAGCAUGAACAUUAUGGUGGCAGAAAAUUGUCAGUACAUUUUAAUGGUGUUAAAAGUCAAACUAGCUGUGUUGAUAGUGUAUCAGUAACUUUUACAAAGGGGAUUUCUAGGAACCACAAUGAUGAUACAAGUAGUCCAUCUAUGUUAUAUCGUGAUAUCAGUAGUCCAUCUAUGUUAUAUCGUGAUAUCAGUGUGGACCUCUGGCUUAUUAUACGAGAUGAUCUAGUAGCUGACCUUGAGUACCAGCUCAAGUUGACCCCUGAACGUAUCAGUGUCAAAGACAAUGCUGGUAAUACACCAGUACAUGUUGCUGCCAAGUACAACAGAGUUAGGUCCCUUGCAGUCCUGCUCGAGUUUAAAGCCCAUCCAAAUGCAGCAGGUCCCUAUGAUAUGUACCCACUACACCUAGCAGCGAAAUAUAAUUCAAUAGAAGCUGCAAAAUACCUGCUCGAUCAUGGAGCCAAUAUCAUGUGUCGAGACUGUAAACAAAAAACACCUUUACAUCACGCCGCCAGGAAAGGUCAUCUCGGCAUGGUUGAGAUGUUGUUAUUUACCGAGGGAUGUACCAUAGACUGUAGAGAUGAGGACAGACUUACACCACUACAUGAAGCUUGCCAACUUAAACAGUCACAUGUUGCUAAAUAUCUGAUUGAUCAUGGAGCUGACACAGAUGCACGAGAUAUCUCAGACAGUACACCAUUACUAUUUGCUGCUGCUGAAGGACUUACUGAUAUCAUACAUGUCAUUUUAGAUAAAGAUAUUUUUUCAGACAAAGCACAAAAAUGGAAGGGUAAUGCAGGUAAAGAUGCAAUGAUGAAUCAUGUUGAUAAUGAGGGAACAAGCGCUCUGCAUCUUGCUGUACAAAACUAUCAAAUGGAGGUCAUAGAUCUGUUGAUUGAAAAUGGAGCAGAGAUCAACAUGCAGAAUAACACAAACUACACCCCGCUACAUAUGGCUGUAAUAGGAGGUCAGAUAAACAUUGUAAACCAGUUGUUGGACAAGGGAGCUGAUAUAGAAGCUAGAGAUGGUGAUCACAUGACUCCAGUUCAUAGGUGUGCUAUGUAUGGGAAGAAAGAUGUAUUAGAAGUUCUCCUACAGAAGGGAGCAAACUGCAAUGCUCGCACAAGUGAGCAGAUGACCCCACUGUUGGUGGCAUCAUGGAAAGGUCAUGCCGCAGUGGUAGAAUAUCUUCUUUUACACAAAGCCAAGGUCACUGCCACAGAUAGCUGUAUGAGGACAGCUUUACAUUGGACAGUUGAUCAAGGUCACUAUAAUAUACUACAGUUACUGAUGAAGAAUGGUGGAGAAGAAUUACUAAGUGCCAUGGAUCACAGAGACCAGACUGUGGCUCACUAUGCUGCUAGAACUGGUAACACUAUGAUGAUGAAAUUAUUGAUAGAUUUUGGUGUGAAACUGUCAACAAGAGAUCAAGAUGGGAAAACCCCUCUUCAUAUAGCAGCCGAAUGUGGUAAUUACACUAGUGUUGAGAUGCAGAUAGAUACAAGUAAGUCAGAGUUAAAUGAUGGAGACAGUGAUGGUCGUACACCUCUAAUGUUGGCUUGUCUUAGUGGACAUUUCAAGGCUGCAAGGUCACUUCUUGCACUAGGGGCAGACAACUCUAUUAGGGAUGAGAAUUACUGUACAGCUAUGAUUUUGGCAGCAUCUAAAGGUCAUGUGAAGGUCAUGCAGCUAUUAAUAGACAACCUUACAGAGGUCAAUGUGUGUGAUAAAUUAAAGAAUACAGCCUUACAUAUGAGUGCAGCGGGUGGUCAUGUUGAUGCGGUACGACUGUUGUUAAACAAGAAUGCCUCCCCUAUUAUGUUAAACAGUUACAAGAAGUCUGCCCUGGAUAUGGCACUGGAUUAUGAACAAGUUGAUGCUGCUGUUACUAUGAUGAAACAUAAGAAGUGGAAGGAGAUAAUGUCACUAAGAGAUAGUCAGGGAUAUACACCCAUGAAGAAACUUAUUAGGAAAGCUCCAGAGGCAGCAAUGGUAGUAAUGGAUAGUUGUGUUGUGGAAUCUGAUGAUAGGAAAGAUGACAUGGAUUAUUCAUUGCAGUAUGACUUCACAUACAUUGAUCCUGGUCCAGAUGAUCCUUGCUGUGAAAAUAGAAGAUAUUUUGCCCUGGAUACAAUGAUAGAGUUCAAUAGAGAAGAUUUAUUAUCCCACCCUCUGACACAGAGUAUGCUUAUCAUGAAAUGGAGAAAGUUUGGGCGUUACAUCUUGUACAGUAAUCUAUUUAUAUACAUUGUUUAUGUGGCAACAUUAAAUGUAUACAUGACGUUGGUACCAGCAAUGGCGUCACCAAUCUUAGACAACCUACGACACUGUCCUAUAUACCUGAAUGACACAGAAUCUGCCAACGAGACUUUAGUCAACAUAAAGAAAGAGGAAAGUCAUUUAUCUACCCUAGAUAUAAGACACCCAGCAUUGUUUUCCAUGCAAGUUAUACUUGAAGUGUUCAUUCUCUUAUUGAUGGGCAAGGAACUAUUCAUGCUAUGGGGACAGAAAUGGCGCUAUUUUAUAAAUCCUUACACGUACUGUAACUGGAUCAUGAUGGCAUCUACUCUUGUCUUCAUUAAUCCACCAAACUUAUAUCCUUGUGAGACAAACUGGAGAGGUGCCUGGAUAUCCUCACUCUGUGCCUGGACUUUACUUAUCUCUUAUCUACAAAGGUUAGAUGUAAUUGGUAUAUAUUUUGUGAUGUUCAAUGAGGUUAUGAUGAGUUUAGCCAAGGUGAUGUUGGUACUUAUAUUAUUCAUCAUGGCAUUUGCCCAGGCUCUUGGUGCUGUUAUAGCUCAAGUGCCUGGAUUUCGGGACAAUGAUGUAUUUCCUUUGACAGUGUUAGCCAUGACUCUUGGAGAGAUCAACUUUGUAGAUGUUUAUGUGGAACAAGAUAACUCCCCUUUCACUGUAGAUGCUUACAUUAUUGUUACACUGUUCAUGAUCAUUAUGCCUAUAGCUCUCAUGAACUUAUUGAUUGGUGUGGCAGUUGGUGACAUUGAUAAGAUACAGAAACAGGCAUACAUCAAACGUAUAGGCUUACAGUCUGAUCAAGUUAAUGACAGUGAGAAUAGGUUUCCAAAGUCAUUACAGCGUCGAGUAUAUCAGAAGUUCUUUACCAUCAAACCCAAUGAAGAAAAAAAUACUAAAUGGGCAAGGUUCAAGUAUUACAUGUUUGGAAUCACAACAUCUGUAGAGUUUAUAGCUCAGUCAGAGAAAGACUUUACAGUAGAAACACUGCAAGAAAUACAGAGAAAUGUCUACAAAAAUAAAACACAGUUGAGUGAGAUGCAGCAUAACAUGAGGUUACAACAAGAUUUAUUGAGGAAUCUAUGUGACCAUUUCCAUAUUGAGAUAAAAAAUGACCAGUAUGAUAAUUUGUCACUGGUCAGUGAUAGAACUGAAUUCCCAAACAGAUUUGACUUUGUGUAGCCUCUAGUGUAACUUGGAGGUGUCAUCACUGUUGUUAUAUAUAAAGUAAUGAAUGGUAAAGCUUAUACAGUUAUAAUGAUGACUUUUGCAGAAUGUCAAAGGAAAAACAAUAAGAAACAAAAACAAUAAGAAUUAUCUGUGAAGAAACUGUUUUGUGUCAAGUGCAAUAAACAUGUGUAAAUACAAACAGUUAUAGACAUAUAAUGAUAUACUCAUUUAUAAAAAUC